AGUAAAUAGUACAUGACAUUGUCAACAAUUUAGCAAUGUUGGUCGUUAUUGUUGACAACCAAAUUAUCGUAUAUACAUUUUUAUAAUAUUAUAUUUUUUAUACACGGCGAUACCGAUGGCAAGGACCACACGACAGAUCCUCGACUUAACUCUAGGUGUUUCAAAAAAGCUCCGGUAUGCUGGUGCUACAUCAUGGCAAUACUUGAAAGUUGAAGCAGUACCACCAUUGACACAGGCUCUCUUUAAUGGAGCACCUGGACAGAAAUUGGAAAGCAUUGUUGGUAAUUUGGCAAACACUAUUAUAAACGGAAUAGAAAAUAAAAUCAAACAAAUAGACGCUGAGGCUGAAAGAAAGAAACGUGAGAUUGCAGCAGCGAUAAAAGCACGCGAAGAGAAAGCUAAAGCUGAGGCACAAAAGAAAGAAGCUGAACGGCUCAAAGCUCAAGCUAAAAAGGCGGCUGAAGCGGUUAAAAAGGCUAAAGAACAAGCCGAAAAGACGAAAGGUGAGGAAGCAAAAGCAAAACCAAAAGCAAAAGCAAAACCACAGAAAAAGGCUAAAACGGAAGCAAAACCCAAACCCAAACCAAAGAAGGGAGGAAAGAAAAAGUAGCCAUGGACGAGACAAAGCUAACUCAAUACUUUACCACAUAAAUCGAUUUUUUUAGUAAUGUCAUUUACAAUUUGAAACUGUAUUGUUUUAAGUAGAUACAGAAGUGCCUACGUGAAAAUGUUGUUUAAUGUAAUAUUAGGCUGAGCUACCUAACUAGAUGUUGGUCUCCGAUGUGAGGUUUCGUUUUUUUCGCGGUUCUUGAUAAUCACUCGCCUAUUACCAGCUCAAUGAAUCUAUACCAUAUUUUUAUUUUAUUUUUUUAUCUUUUUUUAUUUAUAUUUAUACUAAUAUAUAAAUGUGAAGAGUU
Spodoptera frugiperda (fall armyworm) is the source of this 917-nucleotide messenger RNA. RefSeq names its product tol-Pal system protein TolA-like. The coding region runs from base 116 to 610 and encodes 164 amino acids. Lineage: Eukaryota; Metazoa; Arthropoda; Insecta; Lepidoptera; Noctuidae. The record is from RefSeq and is a predicted model, not a curated record. The transcript has 2 exons.